Messenger RNA from Ylistrum balloti, 1601 nucleotides. RefSeq lists its product as uncharacterized. The transcript is spliced from 7 exons. Lineage: Eukaryota; Metazoa; Mollusca; Bivalvia; Pectinida; Pectinidae. Bases 35 to 1504 code for a protein of 489 amino acids. The record is from RefSeq and is a predicted model, not a curated record.
GAUUUUUAUAUCAGGCCAAGGCAUCAUACAAGGAAUGGCAAAGCCAUCAUCAUUGUCUCUAACAGAUGAAGAAAAAAUAUGCUUGGAACGUACUGAAACCUGUUGUGCGGACAUUUUGAGAGAAGUAAUCACUUGUAAAGUCGGCAGCACACAAUGUCCUGUGUUUUGUAGGAAGUUAUCAAAGGAAUGUAAAUCAUUUACGGUUCCUCAAUGUGAGUUACUUCGUUGUGGAGAUACUGGUAAUUUCGAUGCAGCGUUGUGUAUAAAAGUGAUUAGGAAGAUCAAAGUGAUUAAUCCUCGGAAUGAACAAUGGAAGUCCCAGACAUCGCAUGACGAUCAUUCUCUCUUUGCCUCUAUAAAAAGAAUUUUCCGGUUCCUUAAGGAAGCAGUUUACAGUCCAGAUGAGACCAACUUGAGUUUUAAGGAACUUUGCGGUCAGAUAGAAACUGCUUUUCAGGAUAUCCAAGAGGAGUUACAUUUGGAACGUAAUUUUGCACAAGAUCUGAAUACCAUACUAGCACAAUUGCCUCGACCAGCUGGAACUGAUGUCACAGUAGAACAUCCAGUCAAUGACAGUGAUAAUGCUAGCAUAAUUUAUGAUCGGUUGGCGUCCCAAGUGGAAACUGAUGCAGUAGCAGAUAAUGAUAUUGAUCCAGCUGAAUACAGUUUUCUGUAUCGUUUUACACCCACCGAUUACGUAAGAGCUGUUGAAAAGAUACGUUUGAUCAGAAAAUACAAAGACAGAUUCCAUCCCAAUCUUAAGGCUCCUCAAAGUGAUGUUAUGGUGGUGUAUGCCAAGCAGAACAAAGAUGCCGUCGAGACAUUCCGAAGGAGUAUAGAUGGUCAUCCUUUUCGCCUAAACGGAAAUAAUGUUAAAGCAAGGGCAGUCUUAUUUGACGAUGAGCGGUUUGAGGGGACCGCUUUGGGAUCACUUGAGGAGGCUUAUAACAGGAGUACGUUUGCUUUCUUGUAUUUGACAAAGGAGUUUAUUAAAAAUGACUAUCGCAGACUUGUUGCAGAUUCAUUACUCAUGGACUCCAUAAACAAUGAACACAAAAAAUGGAGGGUUGUACCAUUUCAUACAGCAACUCGCGAAAGUAACUCAUACAAAGUACCAUUAGGUAUCAACACCUUGAAGAGCGAAUGUGUUUUUGAGCAGGAUGAAUUCUAUUGGAAUCGGAUGGAGGAAGUUCUAGGAAACAAAAUUCACGAGAGAGAAGACCGAGAACUUGAGAUGCUUGAAGAGGAAUACCAGGAAGCUGUUAGAAUUCAAAACACUGAUGAAAGACACAGACGUGGUUUGGAGAAAUUAAGCUUGCAAGAUGAACAAUUACCACAUCAUCGUCUUGGUAAGUAUUUGUACAACCAGGGGAAAACAAAGACACUAUUAAACAACUGUAUUUUAAAAGAUGAAUUAAGUAAGUACUGUUUGAGUUUGAUCACAUUUCUUGUCAUGUUUAUAUUAUUAGUUAAACAUUUACCGGUACUUUUAACAAGCAAAUAAGUCCAAAUCUUGUGAUAAACAUUUAAGCAAAGCCCCAUUUGUACACCCUCGCAUGAUAGCAAAGAGGCUUUAACCAUUUGCCUCAAUCCGUGUGUCA